AUGGCGAUCUUGGUUGGUCCUGGAUGUAGUAUUCGGCGGCAGCCUGAUCUUGUUGCCGAUGGUGCGGAUGAUGAAGGGCUGCUGUGGGAUGUGUUCUUCAUGGAAUUUCAUGUUAGAGAUGCGGUCUUAAACUACUGGCUGGAAGAUGAUAGUCCUAUAAGACUACGUGAUGUGAACACGAUCGGUCCUAUGAGAAGGAGGUUGUUUGUGGUUAGGCGUGAUCAGUUAUUAAGAAGCCAAAGUCUUGCAUUCGAACAUGUAUCUCUCCUGCUUUUUCUUAUGGGUAUCCCUUCAAUCUUGCAUGCAUCAUUCGUGCAAGAGAUACGCUCAGGUGCUGUUUUGUUGGCGAAUGAAACCACCAACAUUGGUCGUCGCAUAAUUCCUAUGGUGGUGGACAUUGAUCUCUGGUUUAUGGGCGAGGAAGAGGAAGAAGAGGAAGAAGAGGAAGAAGAUGAAGAUGAAUUAGAUGAGAUUAUGGCUGAGGUUAUGAGGUCUUCAUUGAAUGAUGUGAUCGACUUGUCUGUGCCUGCGACUAGAGCUUCCAUUGAGGCACUUGAGAAGAUCAAGUUUGAGGAUGUACAUUCCACAGACAAGUGUAUAAUAUGCCUAGAAGAGUUCGCAACGGAAUCGAAAGUUAGUCGGAUGCCAUGUUCGCAUGUUUAUCACGAAGAUUGCAUUAUAGAAUGGUUGGAGAGGAGUCAGAUGUGUCCCUUGUGCCGCUUCAAGAUGCCUGCCAUCUCAAGUUGA
Molecule: messenger RNA, 747 nt
Organism: Vitis riparia (riverbank grape)
Lineage: Eukaryota; Viridiplantae; Streptophyta; Magnoliopsida; Vitales; Vitaceae
Product: probable E3 ubiquitin-protein ligase ZFP1
Exons: 1
Coding region: 1-747 (248 amino acids)
Biological process (GO): protein ubiquitination
Cellular component (GO): cytoplasm
Molecular function (GO): ubiquitin protein ligase activity
Source: RefSeq, a predicted model, not a curated record